ACUUCCUCCCACUUCCCCAAGGUCCCCGAAAUGAACGGCCCUGAGCAUCUCUUCCCCCAUCCCUGGAUCUCCGGGUCUUUUUCCCUUCUUAACUAGAGUUCUCAGCCCACACGCGCUCUCUCUCUCAGUCUCCAGCAGGUGGAGUUCUCCUGUUGCCGCCGGAAAUAAGCCGAAUCACGUUUCAUCGGGACCCGUCUCCCAAGUCCCAGGUUUGCUUCUUGCUCUGAUUACCCUCUAUCUGUUCUGAUAACCCAUCUCUCUCUCUCUUCCCACUAUGCCCUCCGCCACUGCACUAUGCCCUCCCCGUCCCCAUCUCUUCCUCUCUCCGUGGACCUCUAGGGUCCUCUCCUUGCAUCCGCAGAGCUCCCAGCUCAAACGCGCUCUCACUCUCAGCCCCCCCUUUCGCCGGGGGAGUUCAGCUGUUGCUACCGGAAAAAAGCCAAAUCUCGUUUCGCCUGAACCAGUCUCCCAAACCCCAGAUGAUGAAACUGGUGCUGUCCGUGAACGUGUUGAAAGGUUGGAUUUGGGCUGGCUGCCGGCAUUCCCGCAUGUUUUCACAGCAUCCAUGACGAAUUUCCUCUUUGGGUAUCAUAUCGGGGUUAUGAAUGGUCCAAUACAAGCUAUAGCGCAAGAGCUUGGUUUUGAUGGAAAUUCCUUUAUUGAAGGUCUAGUGGUGAGCAUAUUUAUAGCUGGUGCUUUUAUUGGAAGCAUUAGCUCUUCUGCUCUGAUUGAUAAAUUGGGCUGUCGGCGCACACUUCAGAUUGAUACAAUACCCUUAAUUCUUGGGGCUAUUUUAAGUGCGCAAGCUCAUUCUGUUGACGAAAUGCUUCUGGGGAGGUUUCUUGUCGGGCUUGGCAUUGGUGUAAAUACCGUGCUUGUUCCUAUUUAUAUCUCUGAGGUUUCUCCAACAAAAUAUAGAGGUUCAUUGGGAACAACAUCUCAAAUUGGCACAUGUUUAGGAAUAAUUGCAUCACUCUGUUUAGGAAUUUCUUCUGAAGGUGAUCCACAUUGGUGGAGGGCAAUGCUCUAUCUUGCGAGUGUUCCUGCUUUUAUCCUUCUUUUUGGCAUGCGGUUUGCUGUUGAAAGCCCUAGAUGGCUAUGUAAAGUAGGAAGAGUUGCUGAUGCUAAGAAAGUAAUUGGCAGCAUUUGGAGUGAUUCAGACAUUGAGAGAUCUAUUGAAGAAAUUCAAGCUGUUAUUACCAAUGAUAGUCGAGAUUUGGGGAGUAGCUGGGUCGAACUCUUUGUGGAGCCUCACAAAAGAGUUGCUUUUAUUGGAGGAUCUCUCUUCAUUCUGCAACAAUUUUCUGGAAUUAAUGGAGUUCUCUACUUUUCCUCGCUGACCUUUCAUGAUGUGGGGAUAACAAAUGGUGCUUUAGGAAGCUUAUUUGUUGGAAUUACAAACUUUGCAGGUGCAUUGUGUGCUUUAUACCUGAUGGAUAAGCAAGGUCGGUUGAGACUUUUAACUGGGAGCUACUUGGGAAUGGCAAUUUCAAUGCUCAUCAUAGUUUGUGUGAUUAAUUCUCCAAUCGAUGAGGAGCUUAGUCACAACUUAUCAAUACUUGGAACUAUCAUUUAUAUAUUCACAUUUGCAAUAGGUGCUGGUCCAGUUACUGGUAUAAUCAUACCCGAGCUUAGCAGUACCCAUGUACGGGCAAGAAUCAUGAGCUUUAGCUUCUCUGUUCAUUGGAUUUGCAACUUUAUGGUGGGAUUAUUUUUCCUGGAAUUAGUGGACAUAUUUGGAGUAGGACCUGUCUAUGCGACCUUUGGAGGGGUGUCAUUCUUGGCGGCAAUUUUUGCAAUAUACUUCAUAGUGGAAACAAAAGGGCGAUCUCUUGAGGAAAUAGAAUUGUCCUUGAACUCAAGUCUCUUCAGAAAGGAUGAGUAAAAUGUUUCAAUAUUUAAUACAGUGCAUGGCAUGCUUACCUACAUUGGGACUGCAACUUUGACAAGUUUUGCUGGGCACUGGAUAAAUUUCACACAUAUCAAUGGGAAACUUAACGAGGCCUAUAAAAUUUCCGGGCAAUAUCUGAAUCCAGAGAGAAGCUUGAGCCGAUGAAACACUAGUGAAGAAAUGGGUUGCAAGAAUGUAUAUAUAUAUCUCAAUUUUGGGAGUUGUGGUUAUGGAAGUAACUUUUCUUAUGAAUUGCACUCGACCUCCUCUAUUUUCUCGUUGCAUUUCUUUACCAGGCUGGCAAACUGUUAUUUUCUCAUUCAUUGAUAACUAAACAACAGACCUUUUUUGUUUUCCUUUUUUUGUUUUCCUUUUUUUUUUUUGGGUAAAAAUGCCCUUUAGUCUUUAAAUAAGUAAUAGUUUUUGCCUUUUUAUC
Molecule: messenger RNA, 2327 nt
Organism: Dioscorea cayenensis subsp. rotundata (Guinea yam)
Lineage: Eukaryota; Viridiplantae; Streptophyta; Magnoliopsida; Dioscoreales; Dioscoreaceae
Product: probable plastidic glucose transporter 1
Exons: 12
Coding region: 275-1885 (536 amino acids)
Biological process (GO): monosaccharide transmembrane transport
Cellular component (GO): membrane
Molecular function (GO): hexose transmembrane transporter activity
Source: RefSeq, a predicted model, not a curated record